Molecule: messenger RNA, 646 nt
Organism: Carica papaya (papaya)
Lineage: Eukaryota; Viridiplantae; Streptophyta; Magnoliopsida; Brassicales; Caricaceae
Gene: OFP17
Product: ovate family protein 17
Biological process (GO): negative regulation of DNA-templated transcription
Source: RefSeq, a predicted model, not a curated record
AUGAAAAUGAAAGCAUUAGUUUCCUUCAAAUACAAGCUUUUCAAACCAUGCAAAAAACUCCUCCUAAUCCUCAGAUUCAAGCUCAAAAGACCAGUCUUUAUAAGAGCUCUAAGGAAUCGUUCACACCAUGCCAAAACUGGGAAAACUCAGUCAAAGAAUCGAAUUAGAGGAUUACUAUCAUUCUUUCAUUUGUUUAAGAAGCCGAAGAAGAUGGGCCGACUGAUGGAGCUUAGGAGUCCUUCAGAUUCAGUCAGUGACAGAAGACUCCUUCCAUCACCUCUUACGCCAGCUUAUUUACGAGCUAGCAGAGGUGGAAAAAGAGAAUUCUUUGGAAACGACGAAGUUGAAGAUGCCUGCAGGAGUUUCGAGAACUAUUUGGUUGAGAUGAUUAUUGAAGAAGGGAGGGUAAAGGAUUUGAUGGACGUCGAAGAGCUUCUCUAUUGUUGGAAGAACCUCAAGUGCCCAGUUUUCAUUGAUUUGGUUUCUAGAUUCUAUGGAGAGCUAUGUAAAGACUUGUUUUCAACAGUUGAAGAAGAUGGCGGUGAUGAUGACGACGACGAUGAUGGUAGUGAUAGUGGCAAUGAUUCAGAAAGCGCUAAGUGAUUCGGGUUUAAACCAAAUUAAAGGGAAUAAAACCCAACGUUUU